AUGGGAAAGAAAAAGUCAAAGAACACCAAAAAGGUGGAAACCCAGAAGAAAGACCACAAAGUCGAGAAACGCAACAAGCAGAAAAAGGAACGUGCAGCGGCUUUGGCUGGCAAAUCACAGCCAAAGAAUAGUGGAUCAAAGUCCAACAAUGUGAACAAACAUGUGGAUAAACACCAGGAUAAGCUUGCAGGCAAAGAAGAAAUCACGCAGAAACAGCGAAAAACUCAACAUAAAGCGAGGAAUAACCCUGUGGAUAUCGCAUCCGAUGUGAGUGACGAUGACUCAGAUGCGUCGAUUGGCAAUACAAGAAAAAGACAGCGGGACGAAGAGAAUGUAGAAUCCG
This is a messenger RNA of Sphaeroforma arctica JP610, 343 nucleotides long. RefSeq lists its product as hypothetical. The annotation marks the transcript as partial. The record is from RefSeq and is a predicted model, not a curated record. NCBI's taxonomy places the organism in Eukaryota, Ichthyosporea, Ichthyophonida. The transcript has a single exon.